GCGACGUCGAGAAAGUAUUCUCAGGAUUUUCGAAAACCCGAGAGAACCUCGCCGUCAUUGACGAGCUCCUCCUCUACUGGAACCUCUCCGACUCCGAACGUGUCCUCGACGAGCUUGAGGAGGCUUUGUUGGUUUCUGAUUUCGGGCCGAGGAUUUCAAUGAAGAUUGUGGAUAGUUUGAGAGAUGACAUAUUAGCGGGGAAGCUCAAAUCUGGAGCUGAGAUUAAGGAGGCGCUGAAGAAGUGUGUUCUUGAUUUGUUGACAAGCAAAGGGAAAAAGACUGAGCUACAGCUUGGAUUUAGGAAGCCGGCAGUGAUUAUGGUUGUUGGUGUCAAUGGUGGUGGAAAGACUACUUCCCUAGGAAAGCUUGCUCGAAGGCUAAAGAAUGAAGGAGUGAAGAUACUUAUGGCGGCUGGUGAAGCAGCAGCCAGUGAUCAGUUAGAAGUGUGGGCUGAGAGAACAGGGUCAGAGAUAGUUGUGGCUGAGAGCGAGAAAGUCAAAGCCCCAUCAGUUCUAUCACAGGCUGUAAAAAGGGGAAAGGAGCAAGGAUAUGAUGUAGUUCUAUGUGAUACUUCUGGACGUUUGCACACAAAUUACAGUCUAAUGGAAGAGUUGGUUUCCUGCAAGAAAGCUGUUGCUAAAAUUGUUGCUGGUGCUCCUAAUGAAAUUUUGCUUGUUCUGGAUGGGACAACUGGGUUGAACAUGCUGCCACAAGCGAGAGAAUUUAAUGAAGUUGUUGGAAUCACAGGACUAAUCUUAACAAAACUUGAUGGUUCAGCACGAGGGGGCUGUGUGGUCAGUGUAGUUGAUGAACUGGGAAUUCCGGUAAAAUUUAUUGGUGUUGGGGAAGGAGUUGAUGAUCUCCAACCAUUUGAUGCAGAGGCAUUUGUGAAUGCCAUCUUUGCUUGAACUUUGGAAGAUGUCGUCUGCAGGUCAUUAUGACAGAAGGUCUUCUGAUUCACUAUAUCUGCAAUUCUAUUGGCUUACUUUCACUAAUACGAAGACCUUCUUCAGCCCUUGAAAUGAUUGAGAGAUCCUAUAUGGUUUUUGUGGGAAGAAGCUACUUAUUCUUUGAGUUGGGUUUUCUGCAAGUGCGAGCAUAUAAUCAAAAUGGCUUGAGAAAUUGCUCUUUAUGGUGGCGAGAUAGAAAUACGGUAAAAAGCUGUAUUAUUCUUUCAUAUCACGGAAAUUUCCUUGUGAAGACGGCAAAAUCACUGUAGCGAGUCAGGGAUUCGGAGAGCCGCAGAUUGAUAGAGACUCGCUAAAAUUACCGUCAUUCAUAGGUAGGUAGUUGAUGCUCCACGGCAGAUUAUUUAUUGUUUUAAGACUUUUAGAGAUGUAUUUUGUUUUAGAGGAUGAGUGUCUAUGUACCUUUCAGUUGACUCUUAUGUUUAAGAGAUUCAUUUUUCUUAUUCCAGUUUAUCAGA
Molecule: messenger RNA, 1426 nt
Organism: Asparagus officinalis (garden asparagus)
Lineage: Eukaryota; Viridiplantae; Streptophyta; Magnoliopsida; Asparagales; Asparagaceae
Product: cell division protein FtsY homolog, chloroplastic
Biological process (GO): SRP-dependent cotranslational protein targeting to membrane
Cellular component (GO): membrane
Molecular function (GO): signal recognition particle binding; GTPase activity; GTP binding
Source: RefSeq, a predicted model, not a curated record